Molecule: messenger RNA, 1152 nt
Organism: Cordyceps militaris CM01
Lineage: Eukaryota; Fungi; Ascomycota; Sordariomycetes; Hypocreales; Cordycipitaceae
Exons: 1
Coding region: 1-1152 (383 amino acids)
Biological process (GO): rRNA base methylation
Cellular component (GO): cytoplasm
Molecular function (GO): rRNA (uridine-N3-)-methyltransferase activity
Source: RefSeq, a predicted model, not a curated record
AUGGGUGGCAAGAAGCGCAAGCAACAAUUGAAGCAGCAGGCCGCCACCAGAGCGCGCGCCGCCUUUAUCCCCCACCGGCAUUCGGACAAGCCGCUCGCCCCCGCCGGUCCUCUGAGCGGCGCCAACACGACGCAAAAGAAGCAGGCGCCGCCGCCGAAGCUGAGACAGGAAAGCAAAAAGACACAGGAGCAGCGCCAGCGCCAGCAACAGAACAGCCGGGAGAACCCCACGAUCCCGUUUGACGCCGAUGACCGCAUAUUGCUGGUGGGCGAGGGCGACGUCAGCUUCGCGGCGUCGCUCGUGAGGCACCACCGCUGCCGGCACGUAACGGCGACGGUGCUGGAUAAAAACUAUGCGGAGCUGGUGGCCAAGUACCCGUCGGCGGAGGCCAAUAUCGCCUCGUUCCACGGGCUCAAACCGGAGCCGAAAAAGGGCGGGCAAAAGGACGAAAAGGAUGAGGGUAGUGCUGCGACCGAAGGCGGCGACGCGGCCGAGGAAAACGAGCCGAGCAGCAGCAGCGGCGCCCCCGAACCCGCUACGGCCGCGGGCGACGAGAGCGACAGCGACGCCGACUACGACGCCGACGGCAACCACCGGCCGCGUGCGCCCAAGACGAACCGGCUCCUGUACGCCAUCGACGGGACCAAGCCGCCGCCCUCUCUGACGCGCGGCGCGCCCUUUGACCGGAUCCUCUUCAACUUCCCGCACGUGGGCGGCAAGUCGACCGACGUGAACCGGCAGGUGCGAUACAACCAGGAGCUGCUCGUCGGCUUCUUCCGGCAGAGCGCGCUGCCGGCGCUCGCGCCCGGCGGCAGCGUCGUCGUCACGCUCUUCGAGGGCGAGCCCUACACGCUCUGGAACGUGCGCGACCUCGCCCGCCACGUCGGCCUGCAGGCCGACACCAGCUUCCGCUUCCACGCCGCCGCGUACCCGGGCUACCGCCACGCCCGCACGCUCGGCGUCGUCCACGGAAAACCGGCCGCUGCCGCGUGGCGCGGCGAGGACAGGACUGCGCGCAGCUAUGUGUUCGUGCGCAAGGGCGACACGCUGAGAAAAACGAGGGGCCAACAGCAGCAGCAGCCGCGGAAGAAGAAGCGAAAGAGGGACAGUGAUGACGAGGAUGAGUCGAGUGAGGAUGAUUUGGAUGAUUGA